GGAGGAGGGAUGUUGCACAUGCUUCAGUUCUGACACAGAGACCGACUCCUACUAGACUAACUGACCGGGAACAGGUCGACCGACGCGGCUGCACGUGAUGGAAUAACACCGAUAGCGCCUGAACGCUUUCUGCUGGAUAGAAUGAAGCCGUGAUGGGUUUGAUGGAGCUGACUUCUGUUCAGAUACCAAACACACCUCCAUGCUUUUUUAGAACACAAUUUCUGCCACAAAAUGGCUGGGAGUCAGAAUAACUACUGGGAACAACAUGACCUGGACAGAGUGUUUUGGUCUAAAUGUUGACAUGGAACAAAACCUGACGGAGCUUCAACAGCAGCAAAUGGCCGAGGAGCUCAACUGCAACAUCUCCCUCUCCCAGUCUCCUUUCCACCGCCUAGUGUCUGAUAACAUGCUACGGCCUCACGAGGGCGACCAGGUGGUCCCUUCUUCCCAGAGACGGACAGUGUUUGGGGGCCACCAGAGAGAAGCCAAACCGCUGCCGCCUCUGCCGGACCCUGAGGAGCUCAUGUCUGAUGAGGCCGCCGACAGUGAGGUGGAGUUUUUUACCAGUGACCGACGGCGACUUUUGCCCAAAAGCUGUCCAAAGGCCAUGUGCAGGGGCAUGAACACAGACUCUGGCAAAGUGAAUUACGCUUACCAGGAGAGCUGGUGGCGGUCUGGUGGUGCUGGGACCGGCUCCAUGGCUUUCUCGUGGCCAAGCAGAGAGGACAGACCGACCUGUAGGGGAAGUGGGUUUUGGACACUAGCUGCCCAGAGAGAAGACCACCAGCCUGUGGUGUCAGCGGUCGGGGAUACUUUGUCUAGCAAACAGCCGGACCAACACAGACUCCGGUUUCCCUGUUCAGGCCUUACUUCCCAGCCUCUCCACAGCAGCACCUCAACUGGUCCCACUGACAAACCACUAAUCCCUCCUCGUAUCCCCAUCCCACCAAAGCCACCUGCUCUCUCAAAGACUGCGAGCGCCAACGAGGAAGACAAGCCUCCCAAAAUCCCUCCAAGGGUCCCCUUAGUCCCACCCUGCCCACCACGUACCCCGAGCCCCAAAAGCCUUCCGAUUUAUAUCAACGGAGUGAUGCCUGCCACACAGAGUUUUGCUGCUAACCCAAAUUAUGUGAGUAAGGCAUCACAGAGACAGCAGAGCGAAAGGGUGCCACCUGCAGCUCAGUUUUCUCCCUGCAUUGUUCCCAUUUUGAAGGACGGCAGAAAGGCCAGCGCUACACACUACAUCCUCCUGCCGCCGGGCCGACCGGUGUACUCAGACAGACGAGAGAGACUCCUGAGUGAACCAGCCCGGAUGGGAAGCAGCGGUGUCUGGCAGAACAGAUAGAAAGCCUCACUUAUGUCACUGUGUGAGACUGUGAAGGACAUCAGAACCAUGUGAAAACAUCUACAUGCUACAUUGUUAUUUUCCAUGACGUAUGACGUAUUUCAACACAACUCUGUGAGGUUUGAUCUGUUUUUAACAUCUUACCGCUCAGUAUUUUUAGCAACAUGAAAAAAUGAUAACAUUCCAGUAUUUUCACUAACACAUGAGAAUAUUUACAUAAAGGUUUUUCAUUUGGGUUUACUCAGAAUGUUCAGAUUUCACACAGUGAACAUGUCUCAUCACUCAUUCACUUUUAAGUCUGACAGCCAUAUGUGCAUAUCACUAAUACUAUAUUUCUUACAGGAGAGCAAAUAAUUACUGUACGUGCAAGCUGGGCUUGUACCAAACGGCUCAUUCCAUGUGCGUUUCUUUUAAUGACAAUGCUGCUUGAAAUCUUAAGUAUGAUUGAUUGAUUGAUUGAUUGAUUGAUAGAUUUAAUGUUUUGCUGAAUCAUUCUCACAUUAAGAUUUGUUAAAUUUAACAAUGUGGCCAAUAUUAACACGACACAACACAACCGAAACAUGAUUUGAACUACAGUGAAACAAACACUUCCCCUGAUAAAUCUCUUAACUUCUGUUUCUAUUUCAGUGCUAAUGACUUUUGCAAAAUAUGACAUAAGCAUUGACUCUUGCAUCACAUUCUAUGCUCAUGUGCUCAAAGUUGAAUUUAUUUGAAACCUGCAGCCACCCUCAAAAUGAUUGACAGGUCUUUUUUUUUUUAUAAAUAUGAAGUACACAAGUCAACAACUCUUUACUUUUUUUUUUAUCAGUAGUGUUUGUAUGCACAGUAAAAGAAGCUUUCAUUUUAAAUUGUGCUCAAAUCACAAACUUUUAAUCGUUAUGAUGAAUUGUUUUUAUUAUGUUUGUGCUUUUAUCUCAAACAAUAUAUGUUCAAAAACGUACAGAUUGGGCCUUUAAUGAUUCUUUAUUUGUGUGUGUGUGUGUGUGUGUGGGCAUGGAAGUCGUGUUACGUUUACACUGUAGAGAUGCAGUACCCGGUCUACAACCCUCGUUACAUCAAGAGGUUGGAAGUUCUCAUGAAGAUUCUGUUUAGAAGUUCAUAAUGUUGUUCAUGUCAAAAGUAAAUUGUUG
Anoplopoma fimbria (sablefish) is the source of this 2475-nucleotide messenger RNA. RefSeq names its product ERBB receptor feedback inhibitor 1. The transcript has 4 exons. Lineage: Eukaryota; Metazoa; Chordata; Actinopteri; Perciformes; Anoplopomatidae. Bases 266 to 1345 code for a protein of 359 amino acids. Gene Ontology annotation, cellular component: extrinsic component of cytoplasmic side of plasma membrane. Gene Ontology annotation, biological process: regulation of keratinocyte differentiation; negative regulation of epidermal growth factor receptor signaling pathway. The record is from RefSeq and is a predicted model, not a curated record.